AUGAAGUUCCUUGCAAUUGCUUCCCUCCUGGCCUCAGCCAGCGCCACCAUUGUCUAUCCCUACACCAGCGCAUCCUGCGGCGGCGAUUAUGUUGGCAAGAUCACCUCCUGCGGCUGCACCAAUAUGAGCGGCAACUACAAGAUCCAAGGGGUCAAACUCAACUUCCAAAAGGCCACUGCCACCUUUUAUGAGGGGAGAAACUGCAACGGCGUUCACAUCUCCAAGGCCUCGGACCAAAGUUGCAUCAAGCUUCCCGUCGGGUGGGAAUACUUUGGUUCGGUGAAGAUUCAUGGGGGUACUUGCUGA
Molecule: messenger RNA, 306 nt
Organism: Aspergillus thermomutatus
Lineage: Eukaryota; Fungi; Ascomycota; Eurotiomycetes; Eurotiales; Aspergillaceae
Product: putative secreted antimicrobial peptide
Exons: 1
Coding region: 1-306 (101 amino acids)
Biological process (GO): negative regulation of growth; defense response
Source: RefSeq, a predicted model, not a curated record